Molecule: messenger RNA, 2643 nt
Organism: Coregonus clupeaformis (lake whitefish)
Lineage: Eukaryota; Metazoa; Chordata; Actinopteri; Salmoniformes; Salmonidae
Gene: gpatch2
Product: G patch domain containing 2
Exons: 10
Coding region: 139-1680 (513 amino acids)
Molecular function (GO): nucleic acid binding
Source: RefSeq, a predicted model, not a curated record
CACAACACAACAGAAGAAAAAGUGUCUCGACUGCGUUUUCGCAGAUUUGUUAGGCUAGCUUUGUAAUAAUGGUUACUCCCUUAUUUAGACGUGUUCCCGUUAUUUUUGGUUAAAAGUAACAGGCUUUGGGGGGCAUUAAUGUUCGGUGCAGCUAAUUUAAAGACCUUCAGUAAAGCGGGAACCAGCUGCCGGACGAUGGACGAGCUGGUCCAUGACCUGGUGUCGGCGCUGGAGGAGAGCUCGGAGCAGGCGGCGCGGGGGGGCUUCGGGGAUGGGGGGGACCACGCGCUGGCCGUGGGCUGCCUGCUGAAGAGACAGGCCCGGAAACGCCGAGGGAGGAAGAGACGCUCUGACAAUCCCCACCCGCCCUGGGAGACUGGCCACCUCAGUGAGGGCUCCGAGUCCAGCCUGGACGAACACAAGGACUACCGCGCCACCACAGGCAGCGUUGCCAGCAGUAACAGCCAUGCCCGUGACAACAGCGACUCUGACGAGCAGCUGGGGCCCAAGCGCCGUACCCCCCUGAACCCUGACACAGGACGUGGCAAGCGCCCCCUCUGGCAGGAUGACCUAGGAGGAGUGGGGAGCACAGAGGGGUCCCGCAGUUUGAGACGACGGCGCAAGGUCAAACGCAUGGCCGUCGAUCCCCCUCUGGAGCCAGUGACUUCAAAUAGCACCACCACCAUGCUAGGUCCCCCGCCUGUCCCCAAGCCCCACGCAGGGUGCAGGAUCCCUGGGGUGAGCGCGGCUGAGGGCAGGGCGGGGAUGGAGCUCACUGGUGGUGGAGUUGGAGGAGGGAAGAGCAGGGUGAAGAAGAGGAAACUGGCAGCCCACAGGCUCGGGCUGGAGGUGACUGAUGUGGUGGAAAGUGGGGAUGCCAUUAUGCGGCAGGCGGGGCCCAAGGACAAGAUGGAGUUUGAGGAGCAGAAGGGCUCAGAUGAGGACAUGAGUGACAGGUGUGAGACCAGCAGUGUGAGCAACAGUAGUGAUGGUGGACUGUACACCAAUGAUGAGGGGAGGCAAGGUGACGAUGAGCAGAGUGACUGGUUCUAUGAGGGGGAGCCGGGGGGAGCAUGUGGGGUGGCGGGGGUGAUUCCCUGGUGGGAGAGAGAGGCAGGGGAGGAACUGGACCUGGCUGACCCUGUCUUCAACAGCAUCCUCACCGGAUCCUUUCCCAUAAUGAGCCCCGGGGCACAGAGAGGGUUCCAGGCCAGGCUGAGCCGGCUUCAUGGUGGGCCCCAGGGCCAGGCUUCUCAGCGCAGCUCAGGACAAGCCUUCAACGAGCGGCUGGGACGACACCACCAGGACUCGCAUGACCCAUGGUUUAGUCCAGGGUCUAGAAGAGAACAUGGACAGAUGCACUGGGACUCAUGGUCAGACAGAGGCCAUCGGAGGAGCUGCUCAGUAAAGACGGCCAGCAGGCAGACGAGUGGUCACCUGGGGUCUCUGUGUACGGGGGACGUCAAGAGGAGACGCAAAGCAGCACCCCUUGGCUUACCUCCACCCACAGGGGUGGUAGGUGAGAGUGCGGUGCCCAUCCCAGAGACCAACAUGGGCAACCGGAUGCUGCAGAGUAUGGGCUGGAGCCCCGGCAUGGGCCUGGGUCCGGAGGGCAGGGGCAUCACCGAGCCCGUUCGGGCCACACAGAGACCCAAGGGAGCGGGUCUGGGUUUUAACUGAGCCUCAGGCUUUAGGCCCCAACUGAACAGGCCAGGCCAGUAGGCCUCGAUGGACAUGGACCCUACUGAGAGCAGGGAGGACUGUGGUCAACACGCUCUGGGAAGGAUACUCUGAUAGAGCAGCAGAGCUGGAAGGAUGCAAGUCAGCAAGAACAGUUUUAGCUAAUAGGAAGACAGAAAGGAAAAUCUGAGGUGGGAAACCCAACGCUCCAUGCACUUCCACUCUAACCAGGGCCGAAACUCAGAGGGAAAGUUUUGGCCCUGGUUAGACUGAAAGUGCAUGGAGCGUUGGGUUUCCCACCUCAGAUUUGUACUCGGGAUGUCCAACGUUUCUACCAGGGAAAAGAGAAGGAAUGAAUAGAAGACAACCAGGCAUUGUAUUUGAGUUUGAUUGUAUGCUACUAGCCAGGUUGUUGGACUGUGUGUACUGCACAGCACACUAAAAGGCUCAGUUUCACCAGAAAAUCAUUUCUCUUCAAUCAAUGGUUAUUGUUCUGAUAAUGCACAGGAUGACAAAAAAUAUAUUUUAGGUGAAUAUCCUUGUACGCAUCAAAAUCACUAUUGUGUGUGCAUGUGGUGGAAGUAAUAUUUGCUUUUAAAUAUGUUUUGCAACACUACAUUACGUUGGCGUUAUUCCAGGGUAACUAUAAUGGAAUAACAUAUGCAGCUAGUUCUUACUGUGGGUUAGUACUAAAAGGUGAUGGCUGAGUACUGCAUUAGGUAAAGGUAAUUACAAUUGUCCUACUUGUAGUUUCUCUGGUAUAGCGCUAAUGUAAUGUACUGGCAAAUGUUUAUUUUUUAUGUCUUUAAACUAUCAAAUGGUUCCUUUGGGAUAUUGGUCAGUUAUGUUAGAUUGUGUAGAUGACGAUGAUUAUUUUAUUUUUAAGACUCAUUUUCUCCUCUCCUCUGCUCCUGACUGCAUGUGCUCCCAUAGAAACAGAAUGAAUCGAACUGGCGUCCCCAU